AAGCAGAACGUGCUUUUUAUGAGAGAGCCUCCUUUUUCCCACUCUUUUACCUACAAAACUCAACCAAGGUAAAGCCAACAAAUACAGCGCAGGUCAAAAUCCUCCUCAGCACACCAUCCUUCAACCGCCUCUUCUUACUCAGACUCUUCUUCUUCCUCAUGGCUGCCUCAAUUAAUGUCUUCAUAUUUCUUCUUCAUUCUCAUUCCUUCUUCACCAACCUCCCUCGUAUCCCAUUCUGACCUCUCAACCCCACUUGCCUCCUUCCCCUUUCACGUAUUCAAUAAUCGCCCCCUUCUCUCGGUUUUCGUGCUCCAUUUUUAGCUUUUUUAUAGAUCUCUGUUCCCUUCUCCUUUCUCAUACUCUUUGUUUGAGAUCUGAGUUUUGCUCCGUUGAGCUUCGUUUUCCUGCGUUUGGGAAUUGCUUUCUUGUUUUUCUUUUCUUGGGACGACAUUUGUGGUUUUCUUCAGAUCUUCAGCUGAAAUGGGGAGUAAAUGGAAGAAGGCGAAGCUUGCUCUGGGUUUGAAUCUGUGUGUCUUCGUCCCCAGAACUUCAGACGACAUGGAUUCGCCCCCGGCUACGGAGGUUUCCGAGCGGUUAUCUGACGCUGCUCUGCUUUCGCCUGUAAAUUGGGACAUCGCUUCUUCGCGUUCGAUGUCCGCCGCUCCGGCGGCUUCUUCUCACGCUUUGAAGCUGUCGAAAAGUGCGAGCAAAUCGUCCAAGCAAACCUGCUCAAUAUGCUUAACCAAAAUGAAACAAGGGUGUGGGCAUGCUUUGUUCACUGCUGAAUGUUCACAUUCCUUCCAUUUUCACUGCAUUGCUUCAAACGUGAAACAUGGAAACAAAAUAUGUCCAGUGUGCCGAGCAAAGUGGAAGGAAAUACCCUUACUGGAUCCCAGUUUGGAUCCUCUCCCUGGCAGGGUUUCACCAAAUAAUGCUUUCAUGGCAGUUGUCCACAGCCUUCCUCGACCACCCCCUCGACGAGAUUUGAAUAGGCGACAUGUUGUUCCACUUCAUCAGGCUCCAGAGCCAGGUGUAUUUAACGAUGAUGAAUCCUUAGAUCUCGAACAUCUAUGUUCUGGUAAGAGUGUUGCUGAUACAGGUGCUGUUAAAACAAUAGAAAUUAAGACAUACCCUGAAGUGUCAGUUGCUCCACAGUCCAACUCUUAUAGUAACUUUAAUGUCUUGGUCCAUCUCAAGGCCACUGCUGUAGCAGCAGCAACCAGAACGCCCAACCUCAGUAGAAGUCAUGCUAGCCCAACGCAGGUUUCUCAGACUCCGCGUGCCCCUGUUGACCUAGUUACAGUGCUUGAUAUUAGUGGUAGCAUGGCUGGCACUAAACUCGCACUACUAAAAAGAGCUAUGGGAUUUGUUAUCCAGAAUUUAGGUUCAAAUGACCGACUAUCAGUUAUUGCUUUCUCUUCUACCGCUCGCCGACUGUUUCCUCUCCGCAGAAUGUCUGACUCUGGGCGGCAACAAGCACUGCAAGCUGUUAACUCUUUGGUUGCAAAUGGGGGCACAAACAUUGCUGAGGGCCUGAGAAAAGGCGCCAAGAUAAUGGAAGAACGAAGAGAAAAAAAUCCAGUUGCCAGCAUAAUACUGUUAUCUGAUGGGCAAGAUACUUACACUGUUGGUGGUUCUGGUACUAACCAACCACAGCCAAACUACCAUUUGCUUCUGCCUAUGUCUAUCAGUAAUCGUGGCACUUCGGGAUUCCAAAUUCCAGUGCAUGCUUUUGGAUUUGGUGCAGAUCAUGAUGCCUCAUCAAUGCACUCAAUUUCAGAGAACUCUGGGGGGACUUUUUCCUUCAUUGAGACUGAAUCUGUGAUACAGGAUGCAUUUGCACAGUGCAUUGGCGGACUUUUGAGUGUUGUGGUUCAGGAGUUGCAAGUCGCAAUUGAGGGCAUAGAUGAAAAUCUCAACCUUGUCUCACUUAAGGCUGGAAGUUAUCCAAGCCGCGUGAUGGCUGGCGGACGUCAAGGAUUUAUUGAUGUUGGAGAUUUGUAUGCCGAUGAAGAGAGAGAUUUCCUAGUUUCAGUUAAUGUCCCGGCUGCUUAUGGCAGUGAAACAUCAUUGAUAAAAGUCAACUGCGUGUACAAAGAUCCAUUAACUCAGGAGACAACAAUAUCAGAAAGUGAAGAAGUAAAACUGCAGAGGCCUGAAAAGGUUGGGCAAGUGAUUAAGUCGCUUGAAGUGGACAGACAGCACAAUAGGCUUCAAGCAGCUGAAGCAAUGGCCCAAGCACGAAGUGCAGCUGAACGUGGAGAUUUAACAGUUGCAGUAUCAAUACUUGAAAACUGCAGAAAAACGCUCUCGGAGUCUAUUUCAGCCAGAUCCCAGGAUCGCCUUUGUCUUGCAUUGGAUGCCGAACUCAAGGAAAUGCAAGAGAGGAUGGUGAGUCGGCAUGUGUAUGAAGCAUCGGGGAGAGCGUACAUUCUUUCUGGGCUGAGUUCCCACUCUUGGCAAAGAGCCACAGCAAGAGGUGAUUCCACUGAUAGUUCAAGUCUUGUUCAAGCAUAUCAGACCCCGUCAAUGGCUGAGAUGCUUACUCGAUCUCAAGCCUCAUUUCUAGGUAGUCCAUCACGCCAGAGGCUUCUCCAACCACUAUUGUCAUACAGAUCACAAACAAAGCCGAGGUAAUGCCAUCGGAAUUUUGUGGAAGAAAGAAACCAUGUUCAAAGUAGCUUUUUCCCCUUUUUGGUUUGUAAAAAGGUUGGGAAGGAGGGUGGUAAAUGGGAGAGAUGGACACAAGAUUUAUUUGUGCUGUGAUUUUGUUGUUUAAUAUAAUGUGUAAAAGAAUAAAAUUGGGAAAA
Messenger RNA from Neltuma alba, 2810 nucleotides. RefSeq names its product E3 ubiquitin-protein ligase WAV3. Bases 481 to 2637 code for a protein of 718 amino acids. NCBI's taxonomy places the organism in Eukaryota, Viridiplantae, Streptophyta, Magnoliopsida, Fabales, Fabaceae. The record is from RefSeq and is a predicted model, not a curated record. The transcript has 2 exons.